Messenger RNA from Paramecium tetraurelia, 1164 nucleotides. RefSeq lists its product as uncharacterized. The record is from RefSeq and is a predicted model, not a curated record. The transcript is spliced from 4 exons. NCBI's taxonomy places the organism in Eukaryota, Ciliophora, Oligohymenophorea, Peniculida, Parameciidae.
AUAAAUAAUGAGCUUAAUCCGUUUUAAUAUAUUGGCAUUGACAAUCGGAGUUUGCUUAUCAGCCAUGACUCCAUAAGCCUCAUUAUUGAUGAAAUCGUUUCAUUAAUUUGGCCAAAGCCCAUAUAGCGAUUAAUUGAAGGAAUUAGUAUAAAUUAAAUUAGAAACAGGAGGAUAAGUAGAUGAAGUCUUAAAACUUAUUUAAGAAUUAUUGGAUUCAUUAAAAUAAGAUUAAGUGGACGAUGAUGUUGCACAUUCAAGAUAAAUGGCAGUUUUCGAUUAGAAUAUUGGUGAAUUAGAAGAUGAUCUCUCAAAAUUAAACACAGAUCUAGCUAAUGCAAAUGUAUUGAUCUAAACCUUGGCUGAAUUAUUGGUCAUCCUCAGAGAAACCAUCAUAACCUAUGAAAAGCAAUUAGCAAUUCUUAAUGAAUAAGAACAAUUCAUCAGAAAUGCCAGAGCUGCUGAUGUCAAAGCUUAUAACAGAAGAGUUGAAUAGGCAAAUAAAGUUAUUAAUGCAUUAACCCUAAUCAUUGAGAAAUUGAGCAGAGCAGUUGAUCAAUAGACUUCAGAAUAAGAUAGAUAAACUAUUUUGACUUAAAUACAUGCUGAAUGUCACGAAUAAUUCGGUCCCAAUCACCCUAUCACAAUUCUUAUAAAAUUAACUACUAGAUUUGAUGUUCCCACUGUCUAAAGAAUAUUAGAGAAAUUAGAAUAAAUUAGAGAUGGUGCCAAGAAGAGUUUGAAUGAGGAUAUUGCAGCUGAAGAAGUAGCUUCAAACAAUUUCGAUACUUCUAUGAAUGAAAUCGAAACUUUAAGAAAGAGAUUGUCAACCGAUCUAGAGAACUUAAAUCAAUAAUUUAAUGACAAAUUCAAUCAAUAGAAAAUUGUUUUGGCUUAAAAAGAACAAUUGCUAAUUGAUAUCCCAAUCACUGAGGAACUUUUACAAUUAACUAAGGAAUAAUAAGAACAAUAUCAUUAAGCUUAUUUAAGCAGAUAAACUUAAAGAUAAUCUGAAAUUGAAGUUGUGCAAAAGGCUUACAAUUUGGUGUUUGAUCAUGUAGAUUCUGCAAGAAAAUCAGAGGAUUUAACAGCUAAACUUAACAGCGGAGCAAUAUGAAAGUAAUAAUAAUAAUAAGAAAAUUUUAUAUAAAUAAUUAUAAUUAUAAA